Teleopsis dalmanni is the source of this 729-nucleotide messenger RNA. RefSeq names its product ubiquitin-conjugating enzyme E2 G1 (gene Ube2g1). The transcript has 3 exons. The record is from RefSeq and is a predicted model, not a curated record. NCBI's taxonomy places the organism in Eukaryota, Metazoa, Arthropoda, Insecta, Diptera, Diopsidae. Gene Ontology annotation, molecular function: ubiquitin conjugating enzyme activity. Gene Ontology annotation, biological process: protein polyubiquitination; proteasome-mediated ubiquitin-dependent protein catabolic process. The coding region runs from base 169 to 675 and encodes 168 amino acids.
UAUACUUGGCAAUGCUCCUUAACUGUCAAUGAUGCUAAAAAAUUGUCCUCGUUUGCGGCUUUAAAUAUAUAUUCGGUGUGCGUUUGCUCCCGUCGAACUGAAAUAAAGAAGAAACAAGAAAAAGAGUGACGAACAUUUUACUAUAAAAAAUUGAAAGUAAUUUGCAGGAUGUCGGAGUUACAAUCAUCUCUACUUUUAAAAAAGCAAUUAGCAGAACUAAACAAAAAUCCAGUUGAAGGCUUUUCGGCUGGUCUUAUUGAUGAAAAUGAUAUAUUUCGUUGGGAAGUGCUUAUAAUCGGACCACCUGAUACAUUAUAUGAAGGUGGGUUUUUUAAGGCACAACUUUAUUUCCCCAAAGAAUAUCCACUUCGACCUCCCAAGAUGAAGUUUGUAACAGAAAUUUGGCAUCCAAACAUUGAAAAAAACGGUGAUGUGUGUAUUUCAAUAUUGCAUGAACCAGGUGAUGAUAAAUGGGGUUAUGAGAAGGCGUCUGAACGCUGGCUUCCAGUUCACACAGUUGAAACAAUUUUGAUAUCUGUAAUAUCUAUGUUAGCGGAUCCAAAUGAUGAAUCCCCAGCAAAUGUAGAUGCUGCUAAAGAGUGGAGAGAGUCAUAUCCAGAAUUUAAGAAAAAAGUUGCUCGAUGCGUUAGAAAAAGUCAAGAAGAAUGCUCGUAGAAUAUUUAAUAAAUAAUUUCUUUGUAUUAAAUAAAUAAUACGUAACAAUUUCAA